UUUCAGGUGCAAAAGAAACGGCGAAUCGUCGCGAGGGUUCACUGUCGCAACAUCAAAAACGAAUGUCCAGAGCUGACGUGUAAAGAGCCAGUUCUUCUUCCAGGCCGGUGCUGCAAAUCUUGCUCGAGUGAUUUCAGUAGCGACAUAGUGCAGGAUUUGCCGGCGCAAUUGUCAUCGGAAGAAGAGGAACGAAGCCUAAAACAUUUUGGGACGCUUCUAACCGGCAGAACGUCUCAGGUACUGCGCCGCGAUGAACCAAGUCCGACCUCGAUGUACAACAGUGCCUACAACUAUCUGGCCACUGGCCGUUUCACGUUUCACCGGAAAAAUCUCUACUAUUCAUUUUAUUUGUCAACGUCCACACCUCGUCCGAGGGGCAUACAGUUUAUCGACGGGUCAGGAAGCAUUCUAGAGGAACAGGCGAUCGAUCCGAUCGGCGGAGUGUAUCAAAAUGCAACGGGGAAGCUGUGCGGCGUGUGGAGAAGGGUUCCCCGCGAUUAUCGGAAACUGUUGCGCGAGGAGCGUUUGCACGUCUCCUUUAUAUGGGAACCAUCGGCCACCUUGACUGGACAGUUGUCCCGUUAUCGUACUUUAUCCACGGAGCAGUACACCUCUUUGUUGGAGCCGACAAUGGGCGUGGAUCGUUCGUUGAUGUCCGGUGCAGGAGCCACCGCCAUAGUUUCAGCCUCCUCGGCGUCAGCGCCAUCUAUCCACGUGUCUUUGGUGUUCAACGGCGUUUUCCUACCUAACGAUGUCUCUGAAGUGCCGCUGAUAGUCCAGUUGGAGCAUGUGGAGAAGGACUACGUGGUCCUGCGAGAGGAGAUCGUGGUGAAGAAGCCCUCGAACGAGUUAAACUUCGGGGAGGUCCGCAGUGCCUUGUCCGGAGCGGAUCUCCGUUUGUUGACGCGAGGGAAACUCUCGAUCAGCAUAAUGUCGAGAAAGGACCCUCAGGCGCUUCGAUUAGCCGGAAUAGUGGGCCCGCGUGCAAACUGCGAGAUGUAUCAGACUCUGCUACUUUCAGAGACACCAUCGGCAGCCUCUGGCCUAGCUUGGGCGUUCUUGGAUCGUGCCGGUUCACUGCGUUACGGUGUUCAACUGAUAGGUCUGGAGGAAGAGAGUCCUUUAGUGACCUUGGUGGACGAAGGUGGGAAACGUCGUACCGAGUUGGAAGAUCUGACACCUUCUCUUUUCGAAGGCCUAGCUAAUGGCUCGUUGGAGCGUCCAGGGCCACGUUUCCUCGAACCUCUGUUCAACGGAGAGCUUGCGGUUGUUGCUGCCUCGCACGUUGGAUCCAUGUUGCGCGGCCGGCUGUUACAAAGACCCGUGGCUGACGCCAGAGACACUGCUGCGCCUAUUUUGCUCAGAAGGCUGUCCCAGGAACCUGUACACCCUGGUCCAGUUGGUCUAGUCUGGACAGCCAUUGAUCUAGACUGUUCGUUGCAUUACGAGCUUGAAAUUGCUGGAUUCCCUCAGACGUCUUCCACGAACAGCCACGAACCACGCACCUUUCGACUUUAUCUGGAAACGAUGCCCCUAGUGGUUCAAGGAGCACCUGUUGCUAGAAGAUUACUGGAAGAGUUCACUGGGUACAUUUUGGAAGGUUCCGUCACCGGUCUAUCACCGGUGGAACUGUACAGAAUUGAAUCUGGCAUUGGUUUCCUCGAGGUGACCGACAAACAGGCCGAAAGGAUUUUGAAAGCUCCGUUCAAGGCCAGGGCGCCGCUCAACUGUCUUCCUCAUUACGCGGAUAACGACGUUGCCUCGGUUGUCGCCUACAAUCUUCAGCCACCCAAGUCGGACAUUGAAACCGGCGCGUGUUUCCACGAGACAAGAUUCUACGAAGAGGGAACUCAAUGGACGUCCAGCACAGAUCCGUGCUACAUGUGUCACUGUUACCGUGGACUGUCACAGUGCGAUCCAGUACCCUGUCCAGUUCUCACCUGCGCCGAGGGCAAGCAAUUGAAGCCUCCUCCUGGUCACUGUUGUCCUCUUUGUUCGACUCCAGGAAUUAACAUGAACGCAACUGGAAAGAAUAUCAGCACAGUGACAAGAAGUUGCACGCUGGCUGGCCAGUUUCAUUUACCGGGAGCAUCGUGGCAUCCAUAUUUGCCCCCAAUGGGAUUUGAUACUUGUACAAUUUGCACGUGCGACCAUGUCACGCUGGAGGUGAAAUGCCCGCGGGUACAGUGCCCGCCGUUGGACUGCGACGAGAAAUUCGCCUUUAGACCCAGUAAGAAGGCAUGCUGCAAACAAUGUCCGGCGACGACGCCUAGCCCGACGAUCGCUGGCGAUACGACGCGUUUGCCGCGGGAUCAGGCGGCGUUAUCCAUCAAACGCACCACCGAGGAAAUACUGGCUUCCGGCGGUUGCAAGUACCCCCUCGGUGGUCCGUACGAGAACGGUAUGGAAUGGCAUCCACGAAUUCACUCGCACGGGGAAAUUAAGUGCGUCAAGUGCAGAUGCAAGAACGGCGAGGUCAGGUGCGACAGGAAACGAUGUCCACGGGCGCUGUGCAACACAAUUGCCCACCAAAUGAAACGUGGUGAAUACGUGGUGAACAGCGACGACUGUUGCACGGUCCAGUGUCGUCGGGCGAGGCGUCAUCAUCGGAACAAUCAUCAUCAUUCGGCUCGGCAUUCCGUGACGCCGCGCGAACUUAGCUGAGUAGUUGCUGUUGCCGAGCUUCCUUUCGGACAAUACGGUCCACGGUAACGUUUCUGGACCUUGUUCCCCUCCGCCAUGCCGUAGUCGUCGUUAUCAUCGACUACAUAUUCGACUGUUUCAAAGCGACUCCAAAGCAACCAGGAAGCUGCGAGAAUGUAACGGGAGUGAAUUCCGAUAUUAAUAGAGAGACACGUGUGUACGUUCGAAUGACGAAACACGCCAUCAAGGGAAUUCAGACAGAUGGUUUCUGCAUUCUGCCAGAGCAGAAAUAUCGUUUGAAAUAUCGAUAAGCCGUAAACGAAAAUGAUGUAGAAUGAAAAAUGUGGACGGAAUUGUUAUUAGGCGAGCGAGACCCGACUAUUCAAUUUACGAGAUUAAACGAGGCGCCAUCUAGGUGAAACAAAAGGAGCACAGAGAUACUUCUUAUGAUUAUGAUUUUCCAGACUUUAUCAUUGAAUAAUCAUCCUGAAGAAGUGUUUCGAGAGAGAAUGCUUGACGCGAUAAUCAGCAAUAAUCGAAAAAAGAAGAAGAAUCUCUGAGGAAACGAUUGGUGCUGUGUUUCGUGUCUGAGAACGAUAAAUAGCAGCCGGAAGUUAGUGAUCAGUAACACAGAAAGAUUCGCUGGUUGGAUGAUCGGUAGUCAUCGCAGGAAGCCGUAAUAACGGCGAGUAUGGCAAGAGAGGAAGGAACAUGGAUCGUGAUUCUCAUCAGACACUAUUCUUACAUUCUCGUCGCUUGCCUGGUGAUUCGCUAUGGAGUCCCUUGCAGCACCCACAACCAGACAUUUAUUAAUCAAUUGGCUCUCAUCAACGGAUCAACGGACCGGAAGCCAACUUCUCUCCAUCGUCGAGCGAUACAUACAUAUACAAUGUAUGCAUCUACAUUCGUAUAUAUAUGUACAUAUGUGUAUGUAUAUUACAUAGUGGAAGACAGAAAUUAGAAGAAGCGAAACAGAGAGACAAAAUGAACCGGGAGAGAUCAUUAUUUAUUUAUUUAUUUAUUUUUUUUUUUUUUUGGAUUUUAAUUUCGAGUUUCAUCUCUUUUCCAUCCUGUCUAUCAUAAAUUCCUUGCCAUUUAGUUUCCCUGUUAAUUCUAACGUUCUUUCAAAGUGAAUAACACUUUGAUUUGAUAUGAUCUUUUCCUCCGACUUCUUAAUACUGUAUUUUCAAUUUUUUUUUUUUAUGAUACCUCCGUUCUCUAACUCUAACUCUUUAAUGUCUAAUUCACCAAAUUGACAUGCUUAAUCGUUGAUUCACGUUCUUUUUUUGCACUUUUGAGCUUAGGAUGUCCUUUCUCUAAUGUUUUAGGCUUUGUCUCACAUCUAACCUGAUCCGACCUUUGGCAGGAUGCUCGUUAUUACCGGCUUUGCUGCUGCUUUGACUCCUCGAGAGAGUUAUUCUUAUUAUUAUUUUUAUAAUCAAGCAUUCGACAAGUCCUCGCUUCGCUACCUAGGUUCGAUUUUUUUUUUCCUUUUUCUCUCCUUUUUUUUUUCUAAACGGAAGUUGACUUCUGGGGAAAGUUGAAAGUCGUGGCAGUAAAUACAGAGCCCCUACCCACCAACCUCACCAAGUUACCCAACAACCAAAGAAGACUGAAGAACCUCCGAUGGUGGCAUCAGUUGUCAUUUUAGCGCGGAAACAACGCUAAAGUUUAUAUCUCACACUCUAAUAACUCCAUUAAACUUAUUACUACUUUAAUAUUAUUAUUAAUAUUAACAUCUAUAUUAACGUCAUUAAUAUUAUGGAUCAUUAUUCAUCUUCAUCAAUUUCGUGUUCACUAUUGUGUCGUCAUUCAUCUUCAUCGUGUUUCGAAUUCAUUAUGUUCAUCGUCAUUGAAAAUUUGUCUUUGUUACAACUUUCAUCAUUAUCAUUGUCAUCAUCAUUAUUAUAAUUAUUAUUAUUAUUAUUAUUAUUAUUAUCAUCACCAUCAUCAUCGUUAUUACUAUUAUUAAUGUUUCUAUUAAUAUUUUUCAUAGUAUAAAUAAUUUCUCUAUUAUUUUAUGAAAUAUUUACCUCUAUUAUUAAUACUACAUUCACUAAUCGCGAUUGUUAUUGUUAAAUAUUAAUCGAAUGCGUUAACUUAAUCGAAGCGGCCUGUAAUCUCAUCAAAACGGCUUUUCUUUUUGUAACUUAUAAGCGUAUUUAUUGUUAUUCGGUAGCGAGAGAGAGAGAGAGAGAGAGAGAGAGAGAGAGAGAGAGAGAGAGAGAGAGAGAGAGAGAGAGAGAGAGAGAAAGUGAACUCCAUAUUAUCGUUAACACGAGAUCUAAAUAGUAAAUCUCGAUGCAAAUUCUUUGUCUGUGAUACAGAGAAUUUCGAAAAUCGAAGUUUGAUAAGAAUGUACUUUUAGAUACGGAUAAAACUGAGCGUAAUCGUCAUCUUUAAGCAUGCGGGUGUGCGUGUGCGUGUGUGUUGUCGAAUGAGUGUGCAGGCGUGCGUCAAUUUUUUAUGGACAUGUGUCAACCGACGAAAGUGAUUAUAUAAAAGAUAGAGCAUUGGCGAACGAAUAGAAAAUGAUAAUAAGAGAAAUAGAGGGAGGAACGAGUAUUUACAAAAACUUUACAACAAUGUACAGUUCUCGCUAGUUCGAUUCAAUUUUGCCCGACAGAAGGAACUUAUUUAUAUUACGCAAGGAUAUGAAACAAAAUGUGAAGAAAAGAAAAGAAAAGAAAAGAAAAGAAAACACGUUUACAAUCAGUCUUGUAACAUUUCGUUUUGUUUCGCAAUGGUUCAUCGUUCGGGCGAAGGUUUCUCGUUGAGAAAUUUCACGAAGUAUAAAGAGUUCCGACGUCAAGCGGUUUAAAUCUA
Molecule: messenger RNA, 5469 nt
Organism: Frieseomelitta varia
Lineage: Eukaryota; Metazoa; Arthropoda; Insecta; Hymenoptera; Apidae
Gene: sog
Product: dorsal-ventral patterning protein Sog
Exons: 6
Biological process (GO): multicellular organism development
Molecular function (GO): protein binding
Source: RefSeq, a predicted model, not a curated record